GUCCUGAAUGAUCCAAAAAAUCAUACUAAUGAAAAUACAGUGGAAAACUGUUUAAGGAAGUAAUCGAAAUCCUCUUGUAAUUUUAACUGAUUUUUAUUAAAUUCAAACAAUAUUUGAAUACAUUUGACGACAUAUAAACUUAUAUAAACAAAUGUAAUUUUUAAGGGCCAGAUCAGGUAGCAGUACAUCCUAAAAAAUACAUAAGAAGAGAUUAAAGAGCAUUCUUUGAAAUAUCACACAUAACAUAUAAUGAGAGUGAAGAACCCCUCCCUGCACUGUAACAUUAUCACAUAAUCAAGCUCCAGUUUCCUUACUGAAAAAUAAACCACAAUCACCUUCACGUCUCUAUCACUACAGUACAUUUUCAUUACAGAGCUUCUCGGAGCUGCCUGUCCAGUCAGAAAAAAAACCCAAAAAACACAUAAUUCAAUUCCUCAUCAAAAUUCUGAUAAUAUUUUCCUGACGUAAAUCUAAUCACCCGCCUAUUGCCUGGCUAAUUAAGUCUCAUCAUGGCUGGGCGAAGUAUUAGAUAACAGUUUAAUGCAGCAGUCUAAGUGCUCAUGGAAAUUGACUUGAACUUGGUGGUGAAAUAUGAGCCAUGAAAUGUCAAAAGUAGCUGUAAUUCAUAUACGCCCUCCGCUGUUGAGUUAGUGUGAGGGGAAAAAACACUAAAAUUAUUAGUUUAGAAAACAUUUGGCAUUGUUUAUGCUAUUUAAUCUGUUAUAAUUUAAAAUGUUUAACAUGUAAAUACACCACAGCCUCAAUGCUCUAUUCUUAAGGUGAGGCCUAAUCAAAGAUGGUGCUCACAAAAUAAUUGUGACUAAAUAGUUAAUCAUAACUAUACCAACUGUAUAAUAUUAAUACAGUUAAGAAAUAGUAUACAUGUAUAAGAAAUAGUAUCUCUUAUUUUUUUCAGUUCAAGAUUACACUAUGCUCGGCAUGCUUAUACAGUUAAUUCUCUCCGAUAUGACUCUUGGGACAAGCUGAAGUGCUUUUGACCUGCCUUAACUGUGAGAUGAUGAUGCAGAGAAGGGAGGGUGGACUAAGUGCUGUAAUGACAGCCCGAGCGCUUCUGGAAAGCUCAAAGAUAACUAAUGGAGCUCAGGAAGCAUCACUGGAAGGAAGCAGCACCAGGCUAGAAGCCUGCGAGAAGAACCCAGGGCAACGCCAAACAGCUCGGCACAAUGAAAUGUUCAGCACUCUGGACAGCUCUCUGCGUUUGCAUGUAUGGGGCGAUGGUGACUUGCUCAGUGAAGAAGCUGGGCAAUAACACUGGGCGUUUUGCCAACGCCACUCUGGUGAGAUUAAAUGAGUUUUUAAGUGCCGGAUAUAAGAAAGGAGUUCGACCAGUGCGUGACUGGAGACAGUCAACGACGGUAGCCAUUGACCUAAUGGUUUAUGCGAUUCUCAAUGUGGAUGAGAAGAACCAGGUCUUGACAACAUAUGUGUGGUACAGACAGCAAUGGACAGAUGAGUUCCUUGCGUGGGAUCCUGAAGAAUUUGAUGAAGUCAAACAGAUUUCCAUUCCCACUGCCAACAUCUGGGUUCCAGAUAUUCUCAUCAAUGAAUUUGUGGAUGUAGGAAAGUCUCCUGACAUUCCUUACGUCUAUGUAGGUCAUAACGGGCUUGUUCGCAACUAUAAGCCUAUCCAGGUGGUGACUGCCUGCUCCCUCAACAUCUACAACUUUCCUUAUGAUGUCCAAAAAUGUAGCCUGACGUUCCAGAGCUGGCUGCACACAACUAAAGACAUCAACAUCACUCUAAUGAGAACCCCCGAGGAAGUAAUGAACGACAAGAGUGUGUUCAUGAACCAGGGAGAAUGGGAGCUGCUUCACGUCCUCUCCACAUACAAAGACUUCAGCAUAGAUAAUGAUGAUUACUAUGCUGAAAUGAAGUUUCAUGUUGUGAUCCGACGCAGACCUCUGUUCUACACAGUCAACCUUCUUUUGCCCAGUGUAUUCCUGAUGGUGAUGGACAUUGUUGGAUUCUACCUGCCCCCAGACAGCGGAGAGAGAGUAUCCUUCAAGAUCACUCUGCUCUUGGGCUAUUCUGUCUUUCUCAUCAUCGUCUCAGACACUCUGCCAGCGACUGCCAUAGGGACCCCUCUCAUUGGUGUGUACUUUGUGGUAUGCAUGGCGCUGCUGGUCAUCAGUCUUACCGAGUCUGUUUUGAUCGUGAGGCUGGUGCACAAGCAGGAUCUUCAGUCUCGUGUGCCGCAGUGGGUCAAACACCUGGUGCUGGAGAAGGCCACAGUCCUGCUCUGCAUUCGCAACAAGAAGGUCUGCUCGCUCCUCUCGCAGGGAUCUGACCUGCCGCUCUACAAAGAGAACAACAUGAACACAGCGGUUCACUGCAACCAUCACAGCUGCGAGGGAUCCAGAGACUCCGGGAGAAACCUGGGCUUGGGGCUGUCCACGCGGGACGCCGGGCCUCCCGUCAUGGAAGGCAUCCUACGUGAGAUCACCACCAUCCGUCAGUUCAUGGAGAAGAAGAACGAGAGCAGGGAGAUUGCUAAGGAGUGGCUGCAGGUGGGGUACGUGUUGGACGUCCUGCUGUUUCGCGUCUACCUGCUCACCGUGUUGGCCUACAGCAUUACUUUAGGCACACUGUGGUCCGUCUGGCAGAACGUCUGACCACAGAUGUGUAUCACAGAGGGAAGGCGCCAAUUCUGUCUCACUGCUUAAAGUAAACGCAGUGUUUGACGUAGGUUAAGUGCUGGUAAUGCGAUUGUUAUCUUACAAGAGAAUAACUUGAGGACCAUAGAGGAGAAAUGUGCUUUCAAACCAAGAGUUAUUACUUGUAGACUGCUGUUCUUACUAAAUGAAAGCUCUUCAAACUGCUCUCUGAAAAAAAGCAUACAGAAUACAUGUAUGAUUGUUAUAUCUGCUUAUAUUCAGUACAACAGAACAAUUGCAAGUAUGAUAUUCUUUUCAUACAACAGUAAAACAUAAAGAAGUUAAAAGUGAACAACUCACAUUUUGGAUACAUUAUGGGAAGCUAUUUUGGUUAUUUUUUUCUCCGCCAAUGGAGAAAGAGUUCCAAAAGAAGCCAAAGAAAGAAGCAGCAAAGCUUUAAAACAUAUGAAAUGCAUAAAUAACUCAUUGUUGAACAGUAUAUCAAAACUUUUAGCGGUGUUUUGUCGUUUUUUAGUAUUUCAAAACUAAGAAAAAAUAUCUUUCUGCAUUAGAUUAAUCACACUGAGGUCAAACAUACACUACCAUUCAAAGUUUGGGGUCAGAUUUGUUUUAAAAUCAAAUGAAUACUUUUCUUCAACACAGAUGCAUUAAAGGGAUAGUUCCACCAAAAAUGAAAAUUAUUCCAUGAUUUACUCACCCU
This is a messenger RNA of Megalobrama amblycephala (Wuchang bream), 3336 nucleotides long. RefSeq names its product 5-hydroxytryptamine (serotonin) receptor 3A (gene htr3a). The record is from RefSeq and is a predicted model, not a curated record. Gene Ontology annotation, biological process: nervous system process; chemical synaptic transmission; signal transduction. The transcript has 9 exons. Gene Ontology annotation, cellular component: postsynaptic membrane; synapse; neuron projection. Lineage: Eukaryota; Metazoa; Chordata; Actinopteri; Cypriniformes; Xenocyprididae. Gene Ontology annotation, molecular function: extracellular ligand-gated monoatomic ion channel activity; neurotransmitter receptor activity; transmembrane signaling receptor activity. Bases 1185 to 2633 code for a protein of 482 amino acids.